UCUACAAAUAGAAGCUUGAGAACCACUGGUUAAAAUAUUUGCCAAAAUAACCCGAUAAUAAUUAUCUACUUAUCAUUUAAUCGAACUUUUUCCUAUUCUAUUAUUGUUAGUUAGAUAGCAGUGUACUGAUCGGUAUAUCGAUAAAUAUUUUGCCAUCCGUUCUUUUUUAUUUUAUUUUUUUAAUUAAAAUGUCAUUUGAAUAUAUCAGAAGUAAGCGGGGCCAACAAAUGAUUUUAUUGAAUAAUUUUAAGUAUCGUUUUGCAUAUAAAGCAAUACAAACGGGUAACAUACGUUGGCGUUGUUUUGUAAAAGAAUGCAAAGGUACCAUUCACGUGAAUGAGCUUGAUGAAAUUAUUGAUCAAACAGUAGAUAGACAGGUAGAAGAUCAGUUUGGCGGAAACGAAAAAACGACCUUAUUCAGAUUUGGCGGAAACGAUACGGUCAAUUUUGGCGGAAACGAUGAACGCCCACAAUUCGAUAAAGUAAAAAUACUAAACAAAGAAAGUCAUUUUAGCAAACGGAUGUACAAGGAAGCAAUAGAAAUCGAAAAAUGUCCGGAAAAUUUCAACAGAGAAGAUGGAUGGAAAAUCAGAAAAACUUAGAUACCCUAUCAUACACCAGACAAAAAGGAAAUCAACCAACAACACCGAAAAUAAUUCAAUAUACGAAAAGGCUACAAUCAGCAUAACAAAUAAUUGCCAGUGUAGGAAAGGAAGACCGAAAUGUCAAGAAUGCCGUAAACAACUUUAGUCAAAAAUUGAAAUGUUGUCAACAACAUUAAUCAAAAACCCGAAACGGUC
Daktulosphaira vitifoliae (grape phylloxera) is the source of this 800-nucleotide messenger RNA. RefSeq lists its product as uncharacterized. The transcript is spliced from 2 exons. NCBI's taxonomy places the organism in Eukaryota, Metazoa, Arthropoda, Insecta, Hemiptera, Phylloxeridae. The coding region runs from base 189 to 602 and encodes 137 amino acids. The record is from RefSeq and is a predicted model, not a curated record.